AUGACAAGAACGCUGCUUAUUGGUGUCGAUGUCGGCGGAACCAACACGGACUCUGUGCUUUUGAACCCAGAAGAUUUUGACAAGGAAAACAGAGGUGUUCUGGCUUGGUACAAAUCUCCAACUACCAGUGAUGUUUCCGUGGGAAUUGAGAACGCCAUAGACACUCUGUUCUCUAAUUGUUCUGCCAGCAAGUUCGAAGUUGCCAGUGUCACGAUUGGAACUACUCACUUCAUAAAUGCCGUUGUCGAGCAAGAUAGGGCAAGGUUGGACAAGGUUGCAGUUUUGAGACUCAUUGGGCCAUAUGCUGCUCAUGCUCCACCCUUUGGAGGAUGGCCCGAAGGAUUGGCCAAGAUCACCAGAGGCUACGUCAAAUCUUUGGAUGGCGGUGUCUAUGUCGAUGGAAGAGAAGUUAAGCCGUUGAAUGUUGCACAGAUCAAGGAAGCCAUUUCUGAGGUCAAGGCUCUCGGUAUCAAGGCCGUCGCCAUAGUAGGGUUGUUCUCUCCAAUGUCCCAUACCCACGAGGAUACGGUUGCGGAGAUGGUCAAGAAGGAGAUUGCUGGUGUCAACGUUGUUGUAUCUCACUCUGUUUCUGGGAUAUCGUUUAUCGAGAGAGAAAAUGCCACCAUUUUGAAUGCCUCCAUCAUGGGAUUCGCAAAGAAGAUCAUCACCUCUUUCCGGGCGGCCGUACGAAGACUCGGGAUGAAUUGUCCGGUAAUGUUGACUCAGAACGACGGAACCAUCUCACCGGCUUCAGAGGCGAUGCAGAUACCCGUGCGGUCCUUUUCUUCAGGUGCUACAAACUCCAUGCGUGGGGCCUCGUUUCUAUGCUCCAAGGAAGCUGAAACUGUAGGGAAGUCCGUGCUUGUGGUGGAUAUUGGUGGUACCACAACAGAUGUUGGCUUGUUGCUUCCUUCUGGUUUCCCAAGACAGUCCGCUUCAUAUUCGGAUGUGGGCGGAGUGAGGACCAACUUCUCAAUGCCCCAUGUCGAGUCCAUCGGUCUUGGUGGGGGCUCUAUCGUGAGAAUCAACGGAACUGACGUCACCAUCGGUCCAGACUCGGUCGGGGCAGAGAUCACCAAGAAGGCUCUAAUUUAUGGUGGCUCAGUAGCCACUACCAGUGACAUGACCGUAGCUAUGCUGCAGGACCAAGGUUCUGAUCUUCAGUUGCUGGGCACUCCCAAGCUGGUUAAAGGCAAAUUCAAUGGCGACAUUCAAAAAGCUUACUCCGCUGAGGUGAAAGUUCUGCUGGAGACUGUUCUCGACAGAAUGAAGACUUCUCCUGAGCCGCUGCCGGUAUUGUUGGUUGGAGGUGGUUCCAUCAUAGCACCUGACCACCUGGAGGGUGCGUCCGUAGUACUCCGUCCACCAUAUUUUGGAGUGGCCAAUGCCAUUGGUGCGGCCAUUGGAAAGCUGUCGUCCAGUCUACAAACUAUCAAAAAAGUGAGUCCUGGAAGCGACAAUAAGGAUGAAAUUCUGACAGAGCUGAAGGCCAAAGCCGUUGACGAUGUUGUAGCCAAAGGUGCCAGAAGAGAAACUGUUGUCAUGGCAGACUACAGUGCGUCCCCAAUCCCUUACGUCUUGAACACCAUUAUGUUCACGGUCAAAGUUGUUGGAGAGGUUGACUAUGAGACACUCACUUAUGCUGACUCGCAAGGUGAUGGCCUUGCUGACUGCACAGUUGGUGGUGGCGAGAUCGUGAAGGACUCCAGUUUCAAAGACGAUGCUACCGUGGCCAAGACAAUUGACAUCAAGACUUAUCGCCCCACAGUCAAUAGUAAGAACCAAUGGAUUCUCAGUCUGACGGAUCUCGAGUUUAUUCGCACUGGUGUCUACAUUCUUGGGUGCGGUGGUGGUGGUACUCCGUAUCCCCAAUACCUAGAGUUAAAGGCCAUGCUGGAGAAAGGCGAUGUCAUCAGGUUGGUAGAUCCUAAGAAUGUUCAGGAAUAUUCAGACAAAAACCAUGAUACCAAAGACGUGGUUAUCGUUGGGUUUCUGGGCUCACCAACUGUAGCCGAGGAACAGAUCCAUGGUAGCGAUCUGAUGGACGCCUACAAGUUGCUUGUUUCUGAAACCAAGCAGGAGGCCAACCUGGUCAUUGACUUUGAAAUCGGUGGUGCCAAUGGCAUGAGAGGUUUGUUUUUUGGGUCGUCAUCCCAGUUAAACGUCCCAGUGGUGGACGGUGAUCUCAUGGGUAGGGCGUAUCCAUACGUGUACCAAAUCCUUCCAACAGUGUACUCUGACUCGGCCGUUUACGCACCAUCGGCCAUGUCCGAUGGUAAUGGCAACAACCUUGUGAUGAAGGAUGCAAUCAGUGAUUUCAUGGUAGAGAGCGUCUACAGAGCCUCAUUGGCCGAGAUGGGUGCACAUUGUGGAACUGCAGCAUACCUUUCCUCCAACCAGGUGGUAAACCAUAGUGUUCACAACUCCUUUUCGCUAGCAUGGAGGAUCGGCCGUGCCGUACACAUUGCCCGUAUCUCCUCGGAAAUUGACCAUCUUCCUCAGAAGAUCAUCGAUGCUGUUGGUGGAAACAACACCGCCAAGCACAUGUUUUCUGGUAAAAUUGUGGGAGUCGAAAGAAGGCUGUUCAAGGGCCAUGUCUACGGUGAAUGUUUGAUACAGGAUGCCAACGACGAGUCCAAAUAUCUGAAUGUUCCUUUCAAAAAUGAGAACAUUCAUGCUGAGCGCCGUGAUUCUCCAACCUCGAAGGGCGAAAUUAUAGCAUCAUGUCCAGAUCUAAUAUCUGUGAUUGACCAAGAUACUGGGGAAGCUCUCGGAACUGCUGAAUACAGAUACGGUCUUUUGGUAUUUGUUCUUGCAAUGUCGCCCAGUAAUAAAUGGACUGAUUGUGCUAAGGGAAUUGCCAUUGGAGGGCCAGCUGCAUUUGGCUACGACUAUGAGUAUAAGCCCAUUGGAACGUAUUCUAAAACUGUGAGUGUCAUUGAGGAGUAUGGCGAAGGCCAGAAUGUGUGA
This is a messenger RNA of Kuraishia capsulata CBS 1993, 2970 nucleotides long. RefSeq lists its product as uncharacterized. Gene Ontology annotation, biological process: glutathione metabolic process. Bases 1 to 2970 code for a protein of 989 amino acids. The record is from RefSeq and is a predicted model, not a curated record. Gene Ontology annotation, molecular function: 5-oxoprolinase (ATP-hydrolyzing) activity. Gene Ontology annotation, cellular component: cytosol. The transcript has a single exon. NCBI's taxonomy places the organism in Eukaryota, Fungi, Ascomycota, Pichiomycetes, Pichiales, Pichiaceae.